CCUGGUGUUGUGUGACUUCUGACAUUUAUUAGUACUGACGUGCAUAGUUUUUGUCACUUUGCUUGAGUUUGAUAUCUUUAUAUUGGUUAAGUAAAUCAACUCAGUCUGUUAAAUCCAUGAUUUCUCCACGAUCAGAGGAGAUGAAGUGAAGUCCUGUUACAGACUGGGUCUACAAAUAGGGGUGUAUUUACCCACACCUCCUUACAAUUGAGAAGACCUAUCUAGUCAAAGACAAAAAUCACACGACGCCAGGUUAUAGUCCAACGUGUUUAUUUGAAAACACUAGCUUUCGGAGCGCUGUUCCUUCGUCAGGUGCUGGUGUUGGACUGUAACCUGCUGUCCAGUGAUUUUUGGACCAUUUCCAGCACCACCUCUAGACUCUCCACAUCCCAGCCAUACCACUGCAGAGCAAUGCGCAGGCGCAGUGCCAGACGUUGUGCAGAGCAUGCGCAGACUCAACGGCAGAGAGGUGCUGGUGUCUCGGGACCGCAAACGGUGAGAAUGAAGGCGGAGACCGAGGGCGUGGUGGAUCCGGUGGGUGAAUGGGAAGACUCCGAAAACUCGCCGUUGAAGGCGAAAACCACCAGAAAUAACUGAUCGAUUCCCCCGUUUGCGCAGAGUGAGGUUAAUUUCACGAGAUAUCAGAAGGGAAGGAUAUGCAGACAGAGACUUCAAACUGAACAUCACAUUACAUCAGGAUCUGGCAGAGUCGCUCAACUUAUCACAAAGUAUCAUAGCGUUUUGAACAUGGAAGGAAGUAGUGCCAUUAACAUUGGGGAGAAACCGUACAUUUGUGCUGUAUGCGGACGAGGCUUCAGCCAAUCAUCUGGUUUGUCAAGACACAAAUGCAGUCACAAUGGGGAGAAACCAUGGAAAUGUGUGGACUGUGGAAUGGGAUUCAACUACCAGUCAAAGUUGGAAACUCAUCGGCGCAGUCACACUGGGGAGAGGCCAUUUGCCUGCCCUGAGUGUGGAAGGGGAUUUACUCAAUUGUCUACCCUACUGACACACCAGAGAGUACACACUGGGGAGCGACCGUUCACCUGCUCCAUGUGUGGAAAGGGUUUCAUUAAUUCAACCAACCUGCUAACACAUCAACGGGUUCAUACUGGAGAGAGGCCAUUCACCUGCUCCGAAUGUGGGAAAGGAUUCACUCGGUCAUCCGACCUGCUGACACACCAAAGAACCCACACUGGUGAGAGACCAUUCACCUGCCUUGAGUGUGGGAAAGGAUUCACUUUGUCAUCAGAUUUGCUGACACACCAGCGAUCUCACACUGGGGAGAGGCCGUUCGCAUGUCCUGAGUGUGGGAAGGGAUUUGCUCGGUCAUCCCAUCUGCUGAGACAUCAACAAGUUCACACUGACAAGAGACCUUUCAAAUGCCCAGUUUGCGGGAAGUGCUAUAAAAGCUCUGGAGACCUGGUGUCCCAUCAACAUGUUCACUCUGACGAGAGACCGUUCAGGUGCUCUCACUGUGGGUUUGGAUUCUUGAGGUCAUCUGACCUCCUUGCACAUCAGCGAAUUCACACUGGGGAGAGGCCAUUCACCUGUUCAGAAUGUGGGAAGACAUUUACUCAAUCAUCUAACAUGAUGAGACACCAGCGAGCGCACAAUGGGGAAAGAGCCAUUCACCUGUUUCGAGUGUGGGAAAGGCUUCAUUCAAAUGUCCAACCUACUGACACAGCAGUGACUCCAUAGUUGGGGAGGACCUUCUAGAUACGUAGUCUGUCAGAAUUGCUGUGAAAUCUUCAGAAGUGGGAUCUGAUCAGCACGUCCACACUGACCCAGAGACUCUGCACAUAUCCUCCAUGCAGGGCUGAAUUCAGGAAAUCAUCUCAACUCAGCGUGCACCAUUAACUUCACAGUGAAGGAGGCCGUUUUCCUGCUCCAGGUGAUGAUAGGAACUUGUUUAUUUACUCCCACUACAGUUAUUGGAUUUUUCUGUUAAGUAUACCCUGAACAUGACCAUUUUUACUGGGAAUAUGUCUGCUGGUUAUACUGGGUAAUAUUCUUUAUAAGAAUCAAAUAAAUCAGCUUCAUAUUAAA
This is a messenger RNA of Chiloscyllium plagiosum (whitespotted bambooshark), 2046 nucleotides long. NCBI's taxonomy places the organism in Eukaryota, Metazoa, Chordata, Chondrichthyes, Orectolobiformes, Hemiscylliidae. The record is from RefSeq and is a predicted model, not a curated record.